GGUUCAGAUCACUGUUGCCUUUCACCUCGUCACCGCUUUUCGUGAGUUUCUCCGCCAAAUCAAGCCACAGAAUGUGAGCCGAGCUUUUCCGACCAACUCGUGAGUCGCAUUGGACUUUUCUCACUAUUGGCAACCCUCGCGGGCUCUCGACGCGACAUGUUGAACUGUACUUUAGGGGUGGAGUGCAUCCUUCACGAGCACAACAGCCACCACCACCAUCAACACCAUCUGCACCACCCAAGCGAACAAGCAAAUCCCGGUGACGGUGACCAGGCAUCUCCACCCUAUGAGGUUGUCGACGUCAACGACGUCAUCCAAGGGCUUCUCAACACUACAGACUCGGAAUUAUCAUCACUAUCCCACUUAGAUGCACCGAACGAGGGCAUGUACAUGAUGAGUGGUAUGCUGAUCGCGAUGCUGCUGGUCGCUGUCAUUAUUGUACUUCUUGCAGUCACCAUCAGCAAGCUGCGAAAACGUGGCGAUGUGGAGAACGCUGAAUCCCACGUGCAGCAGCCAGCCGCCGCUGCCGCCCCAACGCUCGUCACCCUGGCCGAGCCACCGAUGAGCAACCUGUACGAGCCCACCACCGCCUGGAACUACCCUGCUGCCCACUUCUUGUACUCCAACACUGAUCAGGAGGCCAACAUCACCCCCCUGGCGACCCAUCAGCCAGGAUUCUGCAAGGGGAUGAGGAAAAACCUGGGUGGCAAGUGGAAGAGGCUGGUGAGGCGGAAAUCAGAUGUGAGCGCGGUGAGCCUCGAUCACCUCAAGCAGAUCUACGUCUACUGAUUUAGAAGAACACGUCUGAAGAAGAAAUCAAAGUUCAAAGAGACUAUGUCGAGUUGGAGUAGCGGAAUAGCCGACUGACUCGCACCGCAAAUUUCGCGUUGUGGGUCAUGCGAGUGCGUUGUUCCUAAAUUUUGUAAGAAGGGUCGAUUUAGGUGGUGCUGUUUAAGACUUAUUUGGCUCAUAUUGAGCUGUGUAACUGUAGAAUAACAAUAAAAAGAUAAAAAUACUUCA
Messenger RNA from Cloeon dipterum, 1020 nucleotides. RefSeq lists its product as uncharacterized. The record is from RefSeq and is a predicted model, not a curated record. NCBI's taxonomy places the organism in Eukaryota, Metazoa, Arthropoda, Insecta, Ephemeroptera, Baetidae. The transcript is spliced from 6 exons. The coding region runs from base 157 to 789 and encodes 210 amino acids.